AUGGUGGCACUGGAGGACCCGGCGAGCGGCCCAGAGGAGGAGGCUGCGGCGGCGGCGGCGGGGGCUCCUCCGGGCGGGCAUCGGAUGCUACCCCUGCCCCGUUGCCUGCCAGCUCUGGCCAGCUCCCAGGCGAAGAGGUUUUCAGCCUCCAAGCGCAGGCAGCAUUUCAUCAACCAGGCAGUGCGGAACUCGGACCUCGUACCCAAGGCCAAGGGACGGAAGAGCCUUCAGCGCCUGGAGAACACCCAGUACCUCCUGACCCUGCUGGAGUCCGAUGGGAACACUCCGGGCCCAGAGGAUGGGGACAUGGCGCCCCCCGCAGCCCCAGGAAUCUUCGCUGAGGCCUGCAGCAAUGCGACCUACAUCGAGGUCUGGAACGAUUUCAUGAACCGUUCCGGGGAGGAGCAGGAGCGGGUGCUCCGUUACCUGGAGGAGGAGGGCAGGAGCAAGGCCCGGAGGAAGGGGCCUGGCCGGGCGGAGGACCGGAGGAGAGAGGACCCGGCCUACACCCCACGAGAGUGCUUCCAGCGCAUCAGCCGGCGCGUACGAGCGAUCCUCAAGCGGAGCCGCAUUCCCAUGGAGACAUUGGAGACUUGGGAGGAGCGGCUGCUGAGUUUCUUCUCCGUGUCCCCCCAAGCUGUCUACACGGCCAUGUUGGACAGCAGCUUCGAGAGACUCCUGCUUCACGCUGUCUGCCAGUACAUGGACCUCAGCUCGGCCAGUGCUGAUCUGGAAGGCAAGCGGCAGAUGAAAGUCAGCAAUCGACACCUGGACUUUCUUCCUCCAGGGCUGCUCCUCUCUGCCUACCUGGAGCAGCGCAGCUGA
Molecule: messenger RNA, 825 nt
Organism: Chrysochloris asiatica (Cape golden mole)
Lineage: Eukaryota; Metazoa; Chordata; Mammalia; Afrosoricida; Chrysochloridae
Gene: R3HDM4
Product: R3H domain containing 4
Exons: 8
Coding region: 1-825 (274 amino acids)
Molecular function (GO): nucleic acid binding
Source: RefSeq, a predicted model, not a curated record